AUGGCCCUAAAGAGGAUACAGAAGGAACUGCAAGACAUCGGACGCGACCCACCUGCAUUAUGCUCUGCUGGACCCGUUGGGGAUGACUUGUUUCAUUGGCAGGCGACUAUCAUGGGACCGCCUGACAGCGCUUAUCAGGGUGGAGUGUUUUUCCUCACGAUACACUUUCCUACGGAUUACCCGUUCAAGCCUCCGAAAGUUGCUUUUACUACUCGCAUCUACCAUCCGAAUAUCAAUAGCAACGGCAGCAUCUGCUUAGACAUAUUGCGCAGCCAGUGGUCUCCAGCAUUGACGAUAUCUAAAGUUCUUCUAAGCAUCUGUUCUCUGCUCUGUGACCCAAAUCCCGACGACCCUUUGGUACCGGAAAUAGCUCGUAUUUACAAAACAGACCGGGAUCGUUACAACCAACUUGCCAGAGACUGGACACAGAAAUAUGCGAUGUAA
Molecule: messenger RNA, 444 nt
Organism: Soboliphyme baturini
Lineage: Eukaryota; Metazoa; Nematoda; Enoplea; Dioctophymatida; Soboliphymatidae
Source: the annotation of a GenBank genome assembly